This is a messenger RNA of Marmota monax (woodchuck), 2294 nucleotides long. It is a transcript of the gene Tex14, whose product is annotated as testis expressed 14, intercellular bridge forming factor. Lineage: Eukaryota; Metazoa; Chordata; Mammalia; Rodentia; Sciuridae. Gene Ontology annotation, cellular component: kinetochore; midbody; intercellular bridge. The record is from RefSeq and is a predicted model, not a curated record. The coding region runs from base 296 to 1972 and encodes 558 amino acids. Gene Ontology annotation, biological process: attachment of spindle microtubules to kinetochore; intercellular bridge organization; mitotic sister chromatid separation. The transcript has 16 exons.
UCUUGUUAAAUUAGUAGGAGAGUCCAUCUACAAGUUUUCUGUUGCCAUCUACUCUGGAAUUCAACAACAAGGGUGUUGUUUAGGCUAACCAACUGAAAUUCUCUUCCCUUGCUCUGUCAUUUGUUUUCCCUUUAAGCCAAACAGGGCAAGAGAAGAUAAUAACUGUAAAAAGGCAAUCAUUAUUACAAUAUGAGCUAUAGUAGUAUUAUACAUUAAAGAUGAAGGCUUUUAUUUACAAUGUUCAUAGUGAUGUUUUAAAUACUGCUUUCUUUUGUGCCCAGUGGAAGUGAAAGAAAUGGCAGAGAAAGUAGCUACUGGGCAGCUCACAGUACCUCCUUGGCAUCCUCAAAGUAGUUUGACUUUGAACAGUGAAGCUGAAAAUCAGCCUGCUCCUUUGAUGCAGCCCCCUGUUAAGGGCCCUCAAAACAUGGACUGGAAGCAAGUUGUAGUGUAUCACAGGGAAAAUGAUGAGACAGGAGGAAAUGUCAAAUUUGGAAAAAUGGACAGUAGUGGCUGUGACAGUGACAAGCACGGCAAACAGCCUGAGCCUCAAAGAUUCACCAGUAUCAGGCACCUGUCCCCCAGAAAAAAUGAGCAGCCAGAGCAUAGUGAAUCCUUUCAAGCAAGUUCUGAUGCAUCUGUGGCAGUUGAGAAAUCCUACAGUGACCAAUCUGUGCAAUCAACUUGUUCACCAGAAUCUUCUGAGGACAUAACAGAUGAAUUUUUAACUCCAGAAUAUGAGUAUUUUUACUCCUCUACUGUUCAAGAAAACUUAGCUCUAGAGACCUCAAGUCCCAUAGAAAAGGACUUUGAAGAAAUACAAGGUGCCUUUGCCCAACCUCCAGUCUGUGGUAAGGAAAUAUUCCAAAUGAGAAAAAUCCUUGGAAGGAAUGCUGAGAUUUUGACCAGGCCUCAGUUCCAAACUAUACAAAGUACUGAAGGUAAACAAGAAGAGACAUUAAAGGAAUCACCAAAGGAACUGAAAGAGAAAGACAUAUCAUUGACAGAUAUUCAAGACCUGUCUAGUAUCUCCUAUGAACAAGAUAGCUCUUUUAAGAAAGCCUCAUGCAAGACACCCAAAAUAAACCAUGCACCUACUAGUGUCAGCACUCCACUUAGCCCAGGGUCAAUUUCUUCAUCUGACAGUCAGUAUAAAGACUGCCUAGAAAGUAUCACACUUCAGGAUCAAACAAGGUCUACCUCUUGCUGGAAUAGCCAAGAAUCUAUUCGAUUUUUUUCUGAUAAAUUUAUAACCAUUCGAGAAAAAGCAAAGAGCCUGGAUUCUCUCCUUACUUCCUCUGACUCUCCUGCUCCAAAACUGAUCAAUCUGAAAAGAUUGUCUGCAUGUGCUGUAGUUGGUUCCUCUAAUAUGGCUACCACAUCUGACACAUCAACCCAAGCCACCCAGAGAAGGAGCCUGCCUAAAGAACUAAUGGAAGCCAUUUCACAGCAUCACAUUGAUGAGCUACCACCACCAUCUCAGGAGCUACUUGACGAAAUUGAGCACCUGAAGCAGCAGCAGAAUUCAUCCACAGUGUUGCAUGAGAACACAGUACAUGAUCUGGGCAUCACUGCAAAUGAUCAAAAGCAUUUAGAAGAACAAGAAACUGCCCAUAAUAAAAAUGAUAACAUUUUGCUUUGGACAAGAGAAACUGAGGAUCUAGAAGAGGACACAGAGAGAGCUCAUUCUACUCUUGAUGAAGAUCUGGAAAGAUGGUUUCAGCCAUCUGAGGAGAGCAUGGAGCAGCAGGACCCCCGCAAAGGCUCUACAAGGGAGAAAGCAACCAAUGAUCAAGAAGUUGGUGAAAAGCAUAGAAAAAGGGAAAAAAGCAUCAAGCCAGAGAGAAGGAAAUCAGACAGCUUUUUAGGGGCUUCAGAAGAAGAUGAACUAAAACCGUGUUUUUGGAAGCGACUGGGUUGGUCUGAACCAUCCAGGAUAAUUGUGCUGGAUCAGAGUGACUUGUCAGAUUGACUGGAAAUGGAUCACAGAUGGAUUCUGACCCAAGUUUGAGCAUCUUGGUUGUGAGCUCUUCUUUCUUCUGCUGCAGUUGCCAUUGGGGCAGUGGUUCCAGUUCCCUAACUCACAAUUUGUUCAGCUACUACAGUAGACAUAAUGGUUUGGCCCCAUCUGUGGGCAGCAUAUGUAACCAUUUGUUUUUCAAUCAAAUUUCUGAAAAGUGUAAGGUAGUUGCAAUUUUAAAAUUGUGCUCAGAAUGGUUUUUGGUUUUGUUGGUGUUAAUUUUUUUGAAUAUUUUAACUCCUGUUAUAUAAUAAAAUGUUUAUUUUCAAUACCA